Messenger RNA from Kluyveromyces lactis, 4605 nucleotides. It is a transcript of the gene SNF2, whose product is annotated as SWI/SNF catalytic subunit SNF2. Gene Ontology annotation, biological process: positive regulation of transcription by RNA polymerase II. Gene Ontology annotation, cellular component: nucleus. The record is from RefSeq and is a predicted model, not a curated record. The transcript has a single exon. The coding region runs from base 1 to 4605 and encodes 1534 amino acids. Gene Ontology annotation, molecular function: DNA binding; ATP binding; ATP-dependent chromatin remodeler activity. Lineage: Eukaryota; Fungi; Ascomycota; Saccharomycetes; Saccharomycetales; Saccharomycetaceae.
AUGGAUUUAGAGUUCAGUCCUCCCAGGAGGGAAUAUACGCGUGAAGAGAUUAAUCGUUGCUACCUGCGGUGGCAGCAGCUUCGUAACGAACAUGGUGCGAAUGUCGAGUCUAUGAAGGAGUACCAGUACUAUACGGCUGUGUUGAGGAUGGCUGCCAGACAACAGCAGCAGCGACAACAACAACAACAACAACAACAGCAGCAGCAGCAAUUGCAGAAUGCAACAACAGCAGCAGCAGCUAGUUCGGCUUCGCCGAAUAACAUACCGACUCCGUCUGCUUAUACCCCUGGCAGUAAUGGUAUGGGCCCUGUAGCAGCAACAGCGGUACCACCACCACAUAUGUCACCACAGGUAGGACCUCAGCCGAUCGCGCCGGCUUCUGGUCUAACAGUAGGAGUGAAUACGCCAGCUAGCACCAAUUCUAAUUCUAAUUCUAAUUCUAAUAAUAAUAAUAAUAAUAAUAACGCGUCAUCAUCACGGUCUUUGUUCACAGAUGAACAGUCGCUCUUGUUGAAGGCACAGAUCCAAUCUCUUAAGAUGAUGGCUAACCACAUGGUCGUACCACCAGAGAUUAUGAUGGUCAUUGAUCGGUCUUUGACCAAUUUACUGGAUUUCAAAUCCAUUCUACUGGCGUUGAGUGCCGAUUUACAAGCUCAUAAUGCUGGCCAGCAGAUGCAACCUCCAGUACAACAACAACAACAACAACAACAACAACAGAAUAAUGUACCGCAGCAGAAGCUUUCGCCUCAGGUACGCCAAGGCGUGAAGAAACCAGUACAGAAGGUUCGUCAACCCAAAAAGGGUAAGGUGGAAUCACCAGUAGCAGCAGCUUCGCAACCACUUGUACAAAAUAACAUGCCUGCUCAACUGGUAAAUACCACGGCAAAUAUAAACCCAGCUUCUCCUAUAGUGACGUCAGAACCCACUCCUAUGGCAGUUCAGUCCCCAAUGGUGGAACCUUCGCGCCCUAUUUCUCCUCCUAUUCCGGACCAGGACCCCCCAAAACAAGAACCUCCCGCUCUUUUAUCCACAUACAAGAAGCAACAUGAAGAUAUAGAAAAGUACAUCGACGUAGCUUCACCGCAUAUUAUGGUGGAUUGUUUCUCGUACCCAGAACAAGGCGGCAUUCCAGGCUCCACACCGUUGGUACCACCAAUUAGUUAUACGGAUCUUCUUAACCAACAAAAUCUUUCUAUCACCCCCAGUCUGUUACCCGUUGGUCUGGAUCCAAGGUCUGCUAUGGAAACUUACCAAACUCUCAUCGCUUUGGAUUUAGAUACAUCACUGGAUUUUUGUUUGCAACAACUAUUAGAAUCAGAUUCUCAAGUAAAGGAUAAAGGGGAAUUGAUUAUGGACUAUAAUGCAAUGCAGUUACUUCCUUUACAAAAAGCUAUUAGAGGUUAUGUAUUGUCAUUUGAAUGGUAUCAAAGCACACUUCUCACUAAUAUUCAUCCUAACUUUUUAUCCAAAAAUCGUGGUUUAAACAUUCAAGAUGCUUUGUUGACUAGAGAAUUGUUUAAAUCACGAGAAUUACAACAGUACGAAAAACAACAACUUGAAAAAUCUUCUAAAUUGAAUUCAAUCUUGGACCGUUGUAAAUCGAUACAUGAUUUGAGAAUAGAUAAAAAAGCUCAGCGUGUUAAGUUAGGUCACAGGUUGAUAAACUUACACACGAACUUGGAAAAAGAAGAAUUGAAAAGAAUUGAAAGAAAUGCCAAACAACGUUUGCAAGCAUUGAAAGCUAACGAUGAAGAAGCAUAUAUUAAGUUGUUGGAUCAGACAAAGGACACAAGAAUUACGCAUUUGUUGAAACAGACUAACACUUUCUUGGAUUCUUUAACCAAAGCUGUUAAGGAUCAACAGUCUUUCACUAAAGAUAAGAUCGAAUCUCACCUUGACACUCAGGAACUUAGCGAAGACAACGUGGGUGAUAAAAACGGAGCAGACUCUGAUGAUGACUUGGAACGUGAGAGAAUCGAUUAUUAUGAAGUUGCUCAUAGUAUCAAGGAAGAAGUGAAACAACAACCAUCCAUCCUUGUAGGUGGUACUUUGAAAGAAUAUCAAUUGAAAGGUCUACAGUGGAUGGUGUCUCUUUUCAAUAACCACUUGAACGGUAUCUUAGCAGACGAAAUGGGUCUAGGUAAAACUAUUCAAACAAUUUCUCUUUUAACCUACUUGUACGAAGCUAAGGGGGUCCAUGGUCCAUUUUUAGUUAUUGUUCCGUUAUCCACUUUGACCAACUGGAAUGCAGAGUUUGAUAAAUGGGCACCUAAGUUGCGGAAGAUAGCUUUCAAGGGUCCUCCAAUGGAACGUAAACCUAAACAAGCGUUAAUCAAAAAUCGUGAAUUUGAUGUAGUGUUAACAACCUUCGAAUAUAUUAUCAAAGAGCGUCCAUUACUUUCUAAGAUAAAAUGGGUUCACACAAUUAUUGAUGAGGGUCACAGAAUGAAGAACGCUCAAUCUAAGCUUUCUUUAACUUUGAACACAUAUUAUCAUUCUGAUUAUCGUUUGAUUUUGACUGGUACCCCUUUACAGAAUAAUUUGCCAGAACUAUGGGCCCUUUUAAACUUCGUUUUGCCAAAAAUUUUCAAUUCUGUGAAAUCUUUCGAUGAAUGGUUCAAUACACCGUUUGCAAACACUGGUGGUCAAGACAAGAUAGCAUUGAGCGAAGAAGAAACUUUAUUGGUCAUUAGAAGAUUACAUAAGGUACUCAGACCUUUCUUGCUUCGUCGUUUAAAGAAAGAUGUUGAAAAAGAUCUUCCUGAUAAAGUAGAAAAGGUUUUGAAAUGUAAGAUGAGUGCAUUACAACACAAAUUAUACCAACAGAUGUUGAAGCAUCGUAGGCUAUUCAUUUUUGAUGAUUCAAGUAACCAGAAGUUCUCUAGUUCUCGUGGGUUUAACAAUCAAAUCAUGCAACUCAGGAAGAUUUGUAAUCAUCCGUUCGUAUUCGAAGAAGUGGAAGAUCAAAUCAAUCCAGCAAGGGAAACGAACGAUACCAUUUGGAGAAGUGCCGGUAAAUUCGAACUGCUAGAACGUAUUUUACCAAAGUUCAAGGCUACCGGUCAUAGAGUUCUAAUUUUCUUCCAAAUGACGCAAGUUAUGGAUAUCAUGGAAGAUUUCUUGAGAUAUCUUGACAUGAAAUACUUAAGAUUAGACGGUCAUACUAAAUCUGAUGAUCGUACUGCAUUAUUAAACACUUUCAAUGCCCCAAACUCUGAUUAUUUCUGUUUCCUUUUAUCUACAAGAGCUGGUGGUUUAGGUUUAAAUUUGCAAACUGCAGAUACCGUUAUCAUUUUUGAUACUGAUUGGAAUCCUCACCAGGAUUUACAGGCCCAAGACAGAGCUCAUAGAAUCGGUCAAAAGAAUGAAGUGCGUAUUCUUAGAUUAAUUACAGACAAUUCAGUGGAAGAAGCAAUUCUUGAUAAGGCGCAUGCCAAAUUGGACAUUGACGGAAAAGUUAUUCAAGCAGGUAAGUUUGAUAACAAAUCAACAGCUGAAGAACAAGAGGCAUUAUUGAGAUCGUUACUAGAAGCUGAGGAAGAGGAAAAGAAAAGACGUGAGUUAGGCAUUGAAGAAGAAGAGCAGUUGGAUGAUAACGAACUCAAUGAAAUCUUGGCGAGAAACGAAAAUGAAAUAAAAGUAUUCCAGGAGUUGGAUGCUCAAAGGAUCAGAACACAGAUGGAAAACGGUAUAACAAACAGACUUAUGGAGAACUCAGAGCUUCCUGAAUGUUACAAUGUUGACAUUGAAGCAAAGCUUGCAGAAGAGGAAAAGCAGAACGUGUUUGUUGGAGGAAGAGGUAAUAGAGAGAGAAGAACUGCGCACUACUCUGAUGAAUUAUCUGAAGAACAAUGGUUAAGGCAAUUUGAAGUCAGUGAAAAUGAAGAUGAAGAAGGUGACGCUGGCCCAAAGAGAAGGAGAAGGAGAGCCGCUGAAAAUAAUGCUAAAAGGGCAAAACUUGAGACAAACAAAGAACUUGACGGUCCAGCUACAGGAACGGAAAAUACUCCUGUUUUAGAUCCGCAAGAAUCAAAUGGAGACUCUGCUCCAUCUGGUGUUAUUGCCGGUAAAACUUCAAUUAAGACUGCAAAGAAGACCAGCAAGGGUAGGAAGAAAACUUCAACUGCCGUUCGUAAGAAUGGCAGAAACUAUCUGCGUUCAGCAGAUAAUGCUACAAAAACUUUGAAAGAAAGACAAGAAAUUAGUCAAAAAGCUCGUGAAUUGUACGACUAUGCUGUAUACUAUAGAAAUGCCGAUGAUAGAAGACUUUCAGAUAUUUUCCUAGUGAAACCAUCCAAACGACUCUAUCCAGACUAUUAUUUGUUGAUCAAAUAUCCUGCCGCAUUUGAAAAUGUCAUGAAACACAUUGAUCUGAAUGUUUAUGAUUCUUUGAAACAGGUUGUCGAAGAUUUCCAUUUGAUUUUUGCCAACGCUAGAAUAUACAACACAGAAGAUUCAAUCAUAUUUAGGGACUCAUUGGAGUUGGAAGAUGCAGUGAUCGCGAAGUGGAAAGAAAUGACAAACGAACAAGAAGAGGUGGACUUUAGUGAAUUUGAUGAAGAGUUUGCAACUCCACCCUUGAUACCACCAUCUACACCUGUAUAG